Molecule: messenger RNA, 2702 nt
Organism: Schistosoma guineensis
Lineage: Eukaryota; Metazoa; Platyhelminthes; Trematoda; Strigeidida; Schistosomatidae
Source: the annotation of a GenBank genome assembly
AUGGCAUCCGUUGGUGACACACAGAUCCGAAAACAAUUACGGGCUUGCAGGCGCCGUCAGAGACGUUAUCUAAGUUUGAAAAGUUCUAAAUCUUCCAACAAAAGAAAUUCUAAUCUUGAAAGCUCUGACACAAACUCGGAGAAAGUAUACAUUGUUCAGAGUAUUCUCGAUGAAAGAAUUGUUAAAGGACAGAAAUACUACAAAGUGCGUUGGGAGGGAUUUCCACCCGAAGCAGAUAGUUGGGAACCAGAAAAAAAUCUCACUAAUGUAUUAGAUAUAAUUUCCGAGUUCCAUAGUGGCUCAAAAAGUAGAAUUUCAAAGAACUUAGAUAUACAUAAAAAUUGCCACACAGUUUUCGAAAACUCUCCAGCUUCCGUCCCAACGCCUCCUGCUACACCAUGUUCAGUACUUCAAAACUCACAUAAUCCCUUGAGAGGCUCUAGUGAAGAGCGACAGUUGAAUAAAUCCAUGAAACGUAAGCAUUUUACGAAGUCACGCACUGGCGGGAGAUAUGAAUAUGUUCCAAAACACCAGUUAGUUGCUUCAAAGACAAAAUAUUUCGACGAUAUUCGAGAUGGAAAAAUCGACCUGUGUUCGAAUGAUCUUUAUUCACGUGUUAAAACCCGCAAGCGCUGCGCUGCUGAGUCUGCUAGCAACUCCGUAAGCAAUGAAUCUACUCAGAGUCGAAAUGGCAGCCUUCAAGGGGAGAUAGAAUUAGAAUGUGAUACCUCUAUGGAGCAUUUUUCAACAUGUUCUCCGAAACGUGACCCAGUAUCACCAUCAUUUUCAUGUUUCGGUACCAACGAAUCCCUUCGAGACUUCAGCUGCACACUUCCUAAUGAUGAGCAGAGCCAGCCCAUGUUUCCUGCAGGAGGUUCUGAACAUUAUCAUCCUGAAAUAACCAAAAAUCUAGUUACCACAAAUGUUUCUCCAUCGCAUCAGUCAGAUAUUUCGAAGUUUGAUAGUAAGGCUGUUCAGUCAGAAUUCCAUCCAAAUUCUUCAAAAGGGAUAUCUUGUAACCUUUAUCUCUGUGAUUCCAUAUCCAAAGUAGAUAUUGGAUUGUCUCCAAUAUCUUCACAUCCAUUAGAUAAUAAACCACUCCGGGCGUUUGAGAGAGAAAGUACCUCUUAUUUUAAUGUUGUGGAACAACCAGGAAAUUCCCACAACCUGUAUGAUAAACUAUAUGAACGGAGCGUUUCAUCACUACGCACACUUGUAAAUAUUUAUUUUAAUUUAAUUCUAUCUCAUAUUUCAAAUGAAGAUGAAAUAACCCAUAGUGAACAGCCAACCGACUUUCAUCAUGAGCUUAGAUGUCUACCGCACUUAUGUGUCUAUAAUCACUUAACCUCCAUUCAGACACCCGGUGAAUUCCUAAAUGCUAUCAAUAACCAAAGAUGGAGUCUUAUCGCCACUAUGCCCUCGAGGAACUUGUUUUCAGAAAGCUCUCAAGCUCAAAAAAGCAGUACUUAUUCGUUGUCACCAGAAAAGACGUCUGAAUCUCGCAAAAGUGAUAACAAACCGGAUUUAGAGGAAGAUAUUCGUUUCAAAGAGGAUGCGUUAUUGGCAUGUAUCACUGGGGGCGCAGGUAGACCCUUAGUUUUAGACCGACUGCUUACUUCUGGAUUGGAUCCUAAUAAGGUUAUUGAACCUAAUUCUAAAUGGCCAUUAUUAGCUUUAGCGGUUUGUUUGGGUCGUUUACAUGCUGCUCAAGCAUUACUUGAUGCAGGUGCUAAGCCUAAUUGUGUUGAACCCAACCGUCGACAACGAUCAGCUCUUGGUUUAGCGAUAGCAGCAGGAGAUGUUGAUAUGGCUAACAUGCUUAUUUUGUCUGGAGCGAACUUUUACGAGGUAGAACCCGGGACAACGGCCCUUAAUCUGAUCAUGAAGUUAUUAAAUGCCCAUUUGUCUUCACAACAAAAUCCAAAAAUUAACUAUCGUCAAAUAAAUAAGUCAUAUCUUGCUCUUGCAGAACUUCAAGAUAAACUACACAGUAUGGAUAGUCAAUUUCCUCCCGUUCCUUCACCUUCCCCACCUAAUGGACUCAAUGUCCCAAGCUUACCUAAAUCCCACAUUUUUAAUGCACUUAUAAGUUCAAGCAUGGGAAAUCACUAUGACUCUUCUCAGUUAAAUAAUAUGGAUAGCAACAUUUCUAAAUCCAGUAAUGCUUUACCGUCUGUAGAUAGUUUACGCAGACUUCAUGAACUUAUUGUGGCGCACCAUGCCCGUUUAUCAGUGAGUGUCACUAAUUUAGUACGAACGUGGCUUACUCGGGCUGAUCUUGUCCAAGUUGGAUUAGUGUCACCUUGUCAGUGGAUAAGCGUACGUCAGUGUUCUGCUUCAGUAAAAUUUUCUUGGCCAAAUGAAUUAAGCAAUCCAAAGUUACAACCAAGUCGUGUAGUUGCACCCAUCUUGAUUUUAGUUCAUGGUCGAAUAGCACCUCCUGCUUGUUACGAUGUUUGGAUGGAUGAUGAUGGGCCUUGUGUUAUAGAACGCGUUUGUCUUGAUCAAACAUAUAACCAGAGGGCAUUAAAUCGAAUGCUGUUUGUAACUACGUUAUAUCCACUUGAUUGGAAUUCAUCAAAACCUCAAGAACAUGAAGUAUCAAUCGACUUCAAACCACACAGUAUUUCAUCCAUUCAUUCUACACGUCCGACAUGUGUUGCAAUUAUGAUUAUCGCUGCUGCUCUAUCCCAAUCCAAUAA